This is a messenger RNA of Parnassius apollo (apollo), 2817 nucleotides long. The record is from the annotation of a GenBank genome assembly. NCBI's taxonomy places the organism in Eukaryota, Metazoa, Arthropoda, Insecta, Lepidoptera, Papilionidae.
AUGGAGGGCGUGGCGGGCGAGUUCGGGUCGCGGCUGGCGGCGGGGCUGGACGCGGCGCGGCGCGUGUGCGUUCGCGGGCAGGCGUGGCGCGUGACGCAGCGCCUGCGCCUCGCUGCCGCCGAACCGCCGCCCGACGCCGCCGACGACUUCGCGCCCAACGGGUACUUUUGUGUAUAUCAAGAUCAAGAAUCAUUUGAAUUCAUUAGAAAUUGCGCGGAGAAAACACUCUUAUCAAGUCUUGAGCAAGAAGACAAACUGCCCUUUCAAGGUCUUCCAUUGGUGGUGAUGUUUGUUCAAGAUGAAAAUAUGGACAAAAAAGAACUUGCAAGGUUGCAGGAAGAGGGUCAAAAUCUCGCUGAUAAUUUACACUGUUCAUAUAUGGAGGCGUCUGUGAAUGAGCUUGGUACAGAGGCGCUAACAGCGGAUGCUAUACAAGAACUCAUAAGGACUAACCGAGAGAAGGCCAGCUAUGCUCAUCUGUACAGAGAUCUCAUUGUUUGCUUCGACUCAGAUAUAAGAAUAAUGGUGUGUAUGUUCUGUGACGAUCCAUAUUCACCGGAACGUGUGCUCAGUCCAUUAUUGCUGCAUAGAGCCUGCUUCCUUACUGGUGAUAGGUCUAUUGUCAUAGAGACAUUUCUAGGAGAUUCGAAGAGGAAAGUCGAGGUCAUUAUAUCAAGCUUUCAUGGUGCUAGUCAAUUUAGAGAGGAGUUGAUACAUGGCUUCAUACUCAUAUACUCCGCUAAGAGGAAAGCAAGCUUAGCCACUCUCAACGCGUUCUCAAUGAACAUCCCCAACCUGCCGAUACAAAUGGUGGCUGUAACUGACGGCGGUGGGUCUGCCGCUAAUGCGUUCUUCGGCACCGACCUCGGGCACGUGCUCAUCACAGAAGGCAACGCGACUGCAGAUAGGCUGGGUGCCCAUUUCACUACGUACACAUCAAGUGCGGAGAGUAAAUCGGCGUUCUACACGCCGUUCUUCAAGGAGGUGUGGGAGCGCAAGGGCGAGAUCGAGCGCGCGUUCCGCAUGGAGCAGCCGCACAACCUGCCCGACGUGGCCGCCGCGCGCCCCGCGCCGCCGCCGCGCAACCACUCCUACCACCUCGACCACAAGAUGGAACACAAGCUUACGAACUCGCUCGAUCUUCUCAUCGGUCCAGACUCGCGGGCUGACAUUGACUCCGAGUACAGUGACACAUUGAACAAUUCCAAGAAUAGGGGAUUCCUUAAGGGUUUCAGCGUUUACCCGCCGCCCAGCACUCCACCUGAACCUGCUCCGCCCGAUCACAGAAUGCACGCGGAUCUCUCACACGGCGGCGGCGCGUGGCAGCCGGCGGGCUACGGGCAGCGCGCCUUCACGACGGGCCGCUCGCGCCCGCAGCCGCCGCCUCAGCGCACGCGCCACUCGCAGACGCUCUCGCUCAAGCAACCAGGCAAGUUAGACAUGAACAAUUAUACAAUGGUCAGCGACGCACUACAGCAUAUUACAAUUGGGCCACCGCACUCGAGAGAAAGAAAGUGUGGUCGCUCGGGCUGGACGCACGCAAGCACAGCUGCCGCGCACCAUCACCACCCCUCCGGUGUCAGCUCCGAGACUGAACUCGACGCGCAGUACGCGCAGAUCAAAGAGACUAAUGAGUAUAUGGAAGCACCAUCGAUGACGAGACUGAGAAGACAUCGAAGACACGAAAAAACUCCUUUGCAUCAGCCAUCGUUCUCGGAAACAGACAGCUCCGGGUCGAGCGAGGCGUCGGGUGGCGCGGCGCGGAUGCACGCGCGGCGCAGACACAACGCGCACCACGCGCCCCGCCACUACAAGAAACGGUCGUUAGGAAACCUGGUUGCAGUACAAAGUCCGAGGGUCCCAAAACUGGGUAUGUUUGUGGGUCCACCAGAAUUGCCAACCGGAUAUCGGGCGCGACCGCAAGAGGAUAAAGCGGGGAGCGAGUCGAGCGACGGCAGCUCGGACGGCGAGUCGCGGCGGCCGCGUCCGCUGCCGCCGCCGCCACAUCACGACGCGCACAAGCUGCUGUCCGGCGAGUAUCCUUCCUCUGCGCAAGACAACUCUUCGUCGAGUGCAGCGGACUCGCGGCGGAGAGCACAGCCUUUCAGCAAGCACGAUCGAAGACAUAAGGAAUUCUCUAAAAGCAAAGACUCCAAGAAAAACUCUUCGCAAAUAACGAAUACGCAAUCAAUACAAAACUGGGGACCACAGGGGUCUCACGGAGUGCCGUUAUUCGUCGAGAAGUGCGUGGAGUUCAUAGAAAGAGAGGGGCUCGCUUCAGAGGGACUUUACAGAGUCCCCGGCAACAGGGCACAUGUCGACAUGCUCUUCAAUAAGUUCUAUGAAGAUCCAAAUGUAGAUUUAGAUUCGCUAGAUAUCCCAGUGAACGCCGUCGCCACUGCGCUCAAGGACUUCUUCUCGAAGAAACUGCCACCGUUACUGGAUGAAGCCAGCAUGUCGCAGUUAGAAGAUAUUGCUGCGAUGCGCGGCUGCAUCGCGGGCGGCGUGGAGUUGAAGGACCGCAGCUGGCGGCUGCUGGCGCUGCGCGGCCUGCUUGGCUCCGCGCUCACGCCCGCCGCGCGCGCCACUCUCGACUACCUGCUGCACCACUUCGCCAGGGUUGCAGACAAUUCUAAGUUGAAUUCCAUGGACAGCAAGAACCUGGCGAUCUGUUGGUGGCCGACGUUGCUCCCCGUUCAGUUCUCGGACAUGGGCCGGUUCGAGAUGACGCGGCCGUACCUAGAGGACAUUGUACAGACGAUGAUCGACCAGCAUCCGUUCCUUUUUCGCGGACAGGAGGCAUUCGUCAUGGUGUGA